AUGGAUGUGUUGGACAACAAGUUUAGACUCAUUGAAGAUAAUUUAGACCACUUGUCAUCACUUGACGUACAUUUAGAGGCCAUCACUAUUGCUCUCAAAGAAGAGGCAAAUCGUCACCAUUUGAGCCAAACUCGAGACAAUUGGCGUAUUGUCUCACUUGUGUUGACACGGAUUCGCCAUCACUUGACACCACAAGACAGUAGCCCUCGUGUUGAUCACACCUUAUGUCAGACAUUGAGUCAUGUUUUCAGACUUCUGAGGAAUUCAUUAGUGAAUUGUCUGCCAAAUAAGCUAUUGAUUGUCACCAAUGGAUCCAUUCUUGAGGACUCUAUUUAUAUCUUUAAUGAGUUAAUCGAUUGCCAUAAAAGUGCCCAAAAAGUUGAUGAUAACGAAGACUUUGUUCCCAAAGAGGCUUUAAUUGAAGCGAUUAAAUGUUGCCUCCAGUUCUUCGCCAAUCUGUUGAGUGGUUUGGAUGAGACAAUCCAAGAGUUGUCACAAUUAAGGCAUCAAAUGUGGACUUUAUUUGCAUUUGAUUUGUUCCGAUAUUUGCUCGACUUGGAAGACGACAAGAGUGUGGUAUUGAUCUCAAGUAUGAUAUUCUACUCAUGUAUUCGUAAUAAUAGUUAUAUUGAAAACAAUUUGUUUGAAACCAAUAAAAGCGAAGACUUGGAGAAAAUGUUAACCAUUUGUGAGUUACUAUUGGAUCAAAUUGAGAGCUCAUCGUCUGAGUGGUGUCUCUGGUCUUUACAACUGUUCCUCAAGUUUAAGAACUUUUUCAAUGCUUUUUACAGUAGAUUUCAAAGCAAACAAAAACUUAUCAUUUUGGACAUAAUCUAUGAGUUGAUUACUGAUGAAAAAGAUAUGAAGACUAUUGAAGUGAACGACACGAAUGUCCACUAUUUGUGUCGACUCUUCAAACAAAACAUUUCCGAUGUCUUCGCCAUUGAUUCCCAAACGGAUGACAAACAGUCUGAAGAAAACAACGUCUCGAAUGCCAUUCAUGUCUCCAAACUAUUGUCUAUUUUGUGUGAAUUAACAGCAAAUGAGAGUCUGUUGUGUCGGUUCCAAACAGACAGACAAUUGGUUGAGUGUUUGGUCGACACUCUGAAGACAAUUCAAUUGUUGUCCAAAUCUCAAGACUCGUCUCAUUUCAAGUCAAUCCCACAAUUGAAACAAAUCAAUGAAACCGAUAGUGAGUCCCAAAACCCAGUGUUUGGCUUCAAACGGGACUUAAUCCGAGUGAUCGGAAAUCUGGUCUAUAAGUGCCCUCAGAUGCAGGACUGGGUGCGAGAAUUUGAUGGCAUUCCUGUUAUACUCGAUUGUUGUAAUAUUGACGCCAAGAACCCAUAUAUCAUGCAA
Messenger RNA from Oppiella nova, 1359 nucleotides. Lineage: Eukaryota; Metazoa; Arthropoda; Arachnida; Sarcoptiformes; Oppiidae. The record is from the annotation of a GenBank genome assembly.